AUGUCUUCUACGAAACGAAUUACCAUGCCACGACGCACACAGGAAUUCGAUAUACCGGCUCCACAAUCAUCGGUGAAAAAGCCACAAUCUCGAGUAAGCCGAAUUGCACAACCUGUUCGUAAGUCAAGCAAACUGUCCGGUUUGGGGCAGUUUGGCGAAAAUGGCCGUUCUCGAUCGGUAGAACGCGGGCUUAAUGUGCCACCGACGGGAGGACCAUCGACGGCUACGAAAAAAUCCCUUAAUCCUCGCAGCAGCAGUGCUACCCCACAAUUGCGAACACCGUUGCGAAAUAUGGGACAUUAUGUGUUAAAUGCAGAAAAUAUCCCUUCCUUCUCAAUCCCUUCGACGGUGGAACGCGAACGAUGCCCGGUAGAUGCGCGUCAAAUAUUCGAUUACCUUUCGCAGACGAACGUACCCGACCUGCCAAAAGAGUUUAUCGAACGAGCCAACAUAAAGGCAAUGUCCAUGAAACAGUUUCUCAUAAUCAUUGCCCAUCUGCUGCGUCAGAUUGGUGGCAGUCGGUAUAAAAUCGGGGCCAAUUUUAUCGACGAUAUUAUGAAAGCCAUAACCGAGCUGCAGUGUCCCUUCACGGUGAACAAAUCAAUGCUGAAAACACCGAGUGCACCACACUCAAUUCAGCAGGUGGUAACGAUGCUUUCCUGGCUGAUACAACUCGCCGCACCAGCUCUAUCGUCCGAGUGGGCACCGAACUAUGAUCACGCGUCCGAAUUUCCCUCCCCAGAAUAUACGCAGUUUUUCUUCCAAUCAGCCAUCGAAAGUUUCCAUCUGUGGAACCUGAAGCGGGAGGAAGAAUUUGGGGCCCAGGUAGAAGCGAUGGUUGACCGAUUGGUGGCGGACAAAACCGGUGGAUUGUCACAAGAACAGGUGCGUGUAAGGACGGAAGAAAUUCGGAAGCAGCUUGAAGCAAUCGAUUCUGAUCGAUCCCAGGGAAAGACUCGCGAACAAAGCUUCGACGGUGUCCAACGGGAGGUACUUGAGAAGCAACGUCUCGUAAAACAGCUUACGGAGGAAACGAAACGGUUGUCGAAAGAAUACGAGCAUCUCGAACAGGAAUACUACCAGCGGCAGGAUCAGUACUAUGAUUGCGAGAACGCUAUCCGCAAAGUGAAGGAACAGCUGGCACAUCAGCAGAUGACGACCAGGGAAAGGGACGAUAUGCGGACAUUAAUCGCGCAAGGCAGAAACCUUAUUGCUGCCAAACGUAAUGCAAUUGCAUCUCUGGACGAAGAAUCUUCCGAUCAUCAGAUAACCUUGUCCCGGCUGAUCAAGCAAAAGAUUAACAUCGCUUCCGAGCUGAACACUAAGCUGUACAACUUUUCUAACGCCGUAAAACCAGACAUCCAGUUUACACCGAUCGAGAUAAGCCUUACGUCUGGUAACUAUGUCGAACUGGAACAAACACUACACUCACUCGAACAGGACCUAACGGACGUGUUCCAUCAGUAUCGAGAUCUACAUCUACGGCUCACCCAACAAAAACUACACCUCGAGCAACAGGUGUCCGAUGUGCAGCUGACAAUCUCACCGCUAGAAUCUAAAAUAGCAGAACAAACCAAAAGGCUUAAGGAGCUUCAACAGCAGCGCGAAACGAUCGCACGUGAGCUCGUUGCUUUAGCACAGCGGGUUAACGAACGCGAGACGCAUCAGCAGCAGGCAAAGAAACUAGAUCUAUGCGUGGAUCAGGUACGGAAACAGCUAGAAAGCAAUCGGAAUGCGAUCGAAAAACUAACACACGAUAAGCAACAACUUAUGGAGGAAGGACUAGAACGAUGCCGCCAGUCGCUCGAUGAAAGACGGCGAAAGGUGGCCAUGUUCCAGACGCACGUUGAAGGUUGCGAGGCCAUCAUGAAGGAACUAAUGGAGGUUUGCUUCAAGGAUACAGAGAGCCGAAACAAGUCCGUUUAG
Molecule: messenger RNA, 1926 nt
Organism: Anopheles marshallii
Lineage: Eukaryota; Metazoa; Arthropoda; Insecta; Diptera; Culicidae
Gene: Ndc80
Exons: 2
Coding region: 1-1926 (641 amino acids)
Biological process (GO): attachment of mitotic spindle microtubules to kinetochore
Cellular component (GO): Ndc80 complex
Source: RefSeq, a predicted model, not a curated record